CAAACCUAAAUGCUGUGGUGCUGUAAAAUGCCGUGAGGCGCGGCCGGCGGGGCCUGAGGGACAGAGCCCGGGCCCGGUCCCGCUCCAUAUGCCCCGAACCGCCUCGUCUCGCUCCAUGUGGGGCUGCUCCUCGUCCACAUCCUACUCAUCCUUCUACUAUGGCCCGGAAAACAGUUAGCAGGAAGCGGAAGGCGGCGGCUGCCGCCGCGGGGACCGGGGGACUCCAGGGGGAGCAGUAUGGUUGGGAUCACUCGCUUCACAAAAGGAAAAGGCUCCCACCGGUGAAAAGGUCUCUGGUGUACUAUGUGAAAGGUAGAGAAGUCCGGAUGCAGAAUGAGUCCAGCUACCACCGCUUGUUGCAUGGAUACGCAGCCCAGCAGCUCCCCAGCCUCUUGAAGGAGAGGGAAUUUCAUCUCGGAACACUCAAUAAAGUGUUUGCCUCCCAGUGGCUAAACCACCGACAAGUAGUGUGCGGGACAAAAUGCAACACGUUAUUUGUAGUAGAUGUCCAAACUGGUCAAAUUACGAAGAUUCCUAUCCUGAAGGAUCGUGAACCCGGCAUGGUGAACCAGCAGGGAUGUGGCAUUCAUGCCAUUGAGAUCAACCCCUCGAGGACCCUCUUGGCCACAGGUGGAGACAACCCCAACAGUCUUGCAAUUUAUCGUCUGCCUACACUUGAUCCUGUCUGUGUGGGAGAUGAUGGACACAAGGAUUGGAUAUUUUCAAUUGCGUGGAUCAGUGAUACUAUGGCUGUUUCUGGUUCCCGGGAUGGUUCGAUGGGUCUCUGGGAAGUCACAGAGGAUGUGUUAUCCAAAAGCGAUGCCAGGCAUAAUCUCUCUCAAGUUCCUGUCUAUGCCCACAUAACACACAGUGCUCUGAAGGAUAUUCCCAAGGAGAACACCAAUCCUGACAAUUGCAAAGUCCGAGCACUGGCUUUCAACAAUAAGAACAAGGAGCUGGGAGCUGUGUCCCUGGAUGGGUAUUUUCAUCUUUGGAAAGCAGAGUAUACGCUAUCAAAGUUACUUUCCACAAAGUUGCCAUACUGCAGGGAGAACGUGUGUUUGGCUUAUGGUCAGGAGUGGUCAGUGUAUGCUGUCGGAUCGCAGGCACAUGUCUCCUUUCUGGAUCCGAGGCAGCCUUCGCACAAUGUGAAAUCCGUCUGUUCCAAAGAACGAGGCAGUGGUAUCCGCUCAGUGAGCUUCUACGAGCACAUCAUCACUGUGGGGACAGGGCAAGGGUCCUUGUUGUUUUAUGAUAUCAGAGCCCAGAGGUUCCUGGAAGAAAAGUCCCCCCGUGUUUGCUACGGACAGAAGCAGAAAUUAGGAGGAAGUGAAAUUUUGAAGUUGACAACUGGGAAAGGCUGGCUGAACCAUGAUGAAACCUGGAGGAAUUAUUUUUCUGACAUAAAUUACUUCCCAAAUGCUGUUUACACCCACUGCUACGACUCGUCUGGAACGAAACUCUUUGUGGCAGGAGGCCCUCUUCCAUCAGGACUCCACGGGAAUUAUGCUGGUCUCUGGAGCUAAUGAUAACUCUUCAUUCUGAUGCUGAUCUUGACACAGAUUUCCACUUUUCCUUUUUUUAACAACAAAAUUGUGUGAUGCCAUUGAUCCUGAUUUAAACACAAGUUAUUUUUUGGCAGAGUUUUCUGUUGGUCUUCAACAGUUUUGUACAUCUUUUUAAACUAGUUUUUUGCUUUAACUUCCUUGAUCCUUUAUCUGGAGGGGUUUUGAAGUCCUUUUUUAUUGUAUUUACUCCAAAUGACUCUUCCCUCCAUUAAGGCUGUCUUGGCCAUGUGCCCCCUCCUCUACUUUGCUGUGAGGUAGGAUUUCUUUCUUACAGAGUGGUUGCUCCUGAACUUUCUGUGAAAGUCUUGGGGCUGCAUGUGUGCAGGUACUUUGUGUCAGUUACAUUACCUGGAAUGAGGACUACUUGUAAUUAAAAAUUAUUAAAAAUAUUUAUAAGAGAUAAGCUACUACUUUAUCUGCAGAGCCUCGCCCUGGCCUGGGUUGAUCGUAUUUUUUAAAAGUACAAGUCUAAUGACACUGUUUAUAUGUAGAGGGAUAUGGUAAUUUUAAGCUGUACUCACUGGAGCCCAGGGAUGGAUUCCCUAGGGAUAAUUGCCCAUCAAAUCCAAAGUGCAGGAAUUUUUAAAAGUUCAUUUGUGUUUGAAUGGUAGUUUUCAGCAGUGCUAGGAGCAAAAAAUCAUCUGUUUCUUCACUGCCCAUCCCAGGUAUCAGCUUGCACAACUGGAGUUUGUAUAUGCUGUUCUGCAGCGUGGCUGUUGCAGGAUGACAUUACAUUGAGGGCUGCAGAGAUGCUGAGAGGAAAUGGGGGCUAGUUAUUAAAAAAAAAUUAAAUCUGUCUGUUCUCCAGAUGAAAUAUGGUUUCUAGGUAUGCUGUUAGGGUAGCUUAUAUAUGUAAGCUCUUCAUAAACUUCAUAAAACCUAGGACCCUUUUUAUCCCAGGUUGUGGAAAUUUUUCCCCUUCUUGCUAUUCUGGUUGGGCAUCUGCUCAAAUAAGCCAAUGGAAUAAAUAAACUAUUUUUCUUCUCCAAGAUUAAAGGGUGCAUCUCAGACUUUACUAAUGCAAGCAAGAAGCUUUCUCUGAAGGAGGGUAGCUUGGUGUUCCCUCACUUUGUGCUAGCAUAUGCUGUAGGAGAGGCUCAGGCUUUUCCAGAACCCCCUGCUGCCUUCUGCACUCACUCCCUCCAACUUCACCUGGGACUGGAGAACAGGUCCAUUGCACUUCAGGUCGAGCUGUGAAGUGUGUGCCUCCCAAGGUGAUGGUCUUACCCAAUACUCAGCUAAAAUGCAAUACUUCCUCCUUUUGGCAGGCACCAAACUCUCAGCUUGUUAGUGAUGCCUCUGUCCUGGAAUUAAUGCCUUUCCUCUGACACUGGUGGAGCAAAGUGCACCUGUACCUCACAGUGUUGGUGCCAAAUAGGCAGUUGGUUGAAACUGAGAGGAAAGACAAGGCUGGGAUUUGCUCUGUUCUCCCAUCUCUGUGAGAGAUCACCACUGCAGUUCCUGCCCACAGUUCAGAUCUAAUCUGCACGUGUCUUUGCAGUCUCUCUCACCUUGAUACACAGUAGCUUCAUCAGUAACACCAAGCAGUUAGCAUAAGGCUUAAGUUCCAGCUGGUAUGGAGACCUGGAUGGAAACCCUACAAGGAGAGCAGGUCCCUGUCAUUGGAAUGGAAAUCCUGGCAAGAGAAGAACUCUCUCCCAGGUGUGCACCUGUCCCAGAAAUUAAAUUAGCACUGAACAUUAGCACAGGUGCUUCACAAGCAGAUCAUCUUCCAGUGUUUCAUAGGUACUUCCCACUGUUGCCUGGCUGCUUAAACUGCAUCAGUUCAAGGUACUAGGUAUAUGGCUAGACAGGCUUUUCUCUGAAAAGGUAAAAUCAUAUACCAUGGUAUACCUGAUUUGGUUAUUUUAGUGCAUAGAAAAUUGGAAGUAUAUGAGAAAAAAACCAAGUCUUGGAGAAGAAUGGCAGGAUUUGUAUUUCUACAGCUACUGUAUAAGAGCAUUCUGUCACUAGGAACAUGUUCUGCUUUGGCUUGUUUGGUUUUUUGGGUUUUUUUAUAUUGGGUUUGAUUUGAAGUUUUUAGCUUUAUUUUUUUAAAGAAGCUAGAGACUUUAGUCUACCUUAGUGUCCUCCAGUUCUGCUGAAGCAACAGGUAAUAGCUGGGUAUUUGACGUCAGCAGUGCCAAAGGGAGACUCUUGGUGUGGAAAUUCUAGCCCUGAUGUUGAUCUAUUAAUUGAAGCAUAUUUUAGGCCAUAGUAGGAGAAAAAAAAGAAUAUGUAUAUAGCAUUCAAACACAGAGGCUGAUUUUUCUGCAGUCUCUAGGUUACUGAAGAGCCACCACUGGAAAUUGUCCCUCCCUGCUGACUGUGAUCUCCACAUGUACCUCAAUAUGUGCCCCUAAAACCUGGCAAUGUGAGUGCCCUUUUCCUCCUUUUUUUUCUUCAUAGAAGGCUCUGCACAAUUCUCAGAUGAAUCUGGACAAUAAUGUAAAAUUCCUCAAGUCUUACAUGCUUUUGUGUAUUCUGCUUUCAGGAUGCUUUCUUGCAAAAAUUAACUUCUCAUAGCAAGGGCCAUCUUUGUUGCUGCAUGAAAAUCCCACAAAAAACUAGGAACCAAAACAGAUAGUGCGGCAAGCACACAAAAAAUUUGGGCUAGAUAAUUUUUAGCUAGUUUCAGUGGUUUUAAAUGCUUAUAGGGAUACAGAUAAUAAGUUUCAGAAUAUUUCUGUGGUUGGUCAUACAUGACUUUUGUUCCAGUCACUGUUAGAAACUGAGGCACAGAAAAUUGAUGGCGAUAUGCCAAUUGUCCAAAGAAAAGUAAUAGGAGAAAAAUUGAAUUUUUCUUGACUUUGAUUUCCUUGCCCUGUUGAGUUAGAUAUCUACUAAAAUUCAGGAUCAUGGUUAGAAAUGCGUGGGUUUUCCAUCCAAGUGCAGGAAUGGCUGCAGAGCAGGGAGCCUCCAGGCUCUGCAGAGAGGUGAGGUGAGUACCUUGCUGUUCAAAAGAUACAUCCAUGCAAUGGAAUGGGCUCAGUCUGGCGACUGCACUUUAGUAGCUUCUUGAACAGCUUGCUCUGUGCUGCUGAGACCCAAUGACAUGCAUAAUUUCAGACCAUCUUACCUUUUCCACUGUUUCUUCAAGAUUUCCCACCCUUGGUCUUUCCUGCUAGAAUGGUUUGUUUGAGGUUGCCUCUUGUAACCCAAAUCAUACCAGUCUUUGCUGUAGCAAUAUUGUCCUUGCAGAGGUGACUUCUGCUGAGCAGGAACAGGCUUGCUGGCAUUUUGUUAAUCUGCUCAAGACCUUCAAUUUGCUUUAUUUUGACUGGGUAGAAGUUGUAGGCUGGCUCAGACUAUUGAACUGGGCAGUUGCCCUUGUACAUGUUUGACUGAUAAGAUUACACAGUAGCAGUCUGUUCUAGGGAACAUACUCCGGUGUAUCUCCCUUGAAGGAGAGAACUUUCAGCAUAACAUGCCUUCAGACUGGCUGCUAUUGACUUCUCAGUCAUGUGGCAUCUUCUGUGCUACCAGUGAGUUUAGAAAGCAGUUAAUUUUACUGCUCAGAUCUUUUCAGUAAACUACCAUGUUAAUGUGGGUAUUUUGGGGAUAAUAUUUUCAGUAUUCAUGACAGGUAAUCAAACUAGCGACUUGGUUUUGGGUUUGGUAAUACCUAGCUUGUAAAUACUGGAUAGCAACUCCUCAGUAACAACUGGAUGUUAAGUCAUGGGAUGUUCCUGAGGAAUCAGAAGCUACUUUGCAGUGUAGGCUUGAGCACAGUAAUAAGAGUUGUGUUCACUCUCUUCACUAAACACCUUACUCCUGUAAUUCCCUCAUGUUUCUCCCUUGUACAGUCAAGUCCUUUAGGAAGACUUGCUAGUGCUCUCCUCUGGUGCUUUCUGGGAUUGCAGUAAAGAAGCAGGUCCAUUUGUUUGAUUCCCUCAUCAGUUUACUGGUGUUAGUUUGAGGUGAGUAAAUUACCAAAGAAUAGUUGAUAGGAGGUUUAUGUUCCUAAUCUCAGUUGUUCAUUCUCCUCACAGAUCCAUUUUUAAGAUCAUUGCAAGAGUGUCCAGUGAUCUUGCUGGACUUGGUCUGUUCACAAAAGUUACACUCAAAUUGUGGGUGACUCUUGUGACUCUUCAUGAGAGGAACUCCUGAAUUGCAUUAAGGGGUUUAUAUUUGCUGCCUCCAUUUUAGGUCUUUGUCAGUUUUUUGCAUCUAGAGGAUUAAGAUCAUUCUCUUCCAGAAUUUCAUCCUAUUUCUUCACCUGAGCGCUUGCUUUGUCUAUAGCUUGCAGCUGCAAAGUUAACAGAUCACAUUUUUGAUCCAGUUACGUCAAGUGGUGCUUUGCUGAGAGGCAUUUACAGGCCUUUUGAACAGCUGUGCCUUACCUGGUGCAGGUGUGAAACAAAGCAGGCUUACCUAGACCCUUCACGGGGUCACUUGUUUGCUUUGUUUGCAAGAAACCAAGGACAGAUGGGCUGUCAGUUAUUGCAUGUGGGAAAGCAGCAGCAUCUUUCAACAACCAGGUGGGAGGUCUGUUUUUAAUGGUCAGUUGCCCUUAUUUUCAAUAAACACACUUUUCCAAGGUGUCUGAUAUUGUCUUACUUAGCUGCUUUUGCCAUUGCUGCUAUGACUGAAUUACUGGACCUGGGCUACAGCUUGUUCCUAAGGAACUCUGUUGCAGAGAUGUGUGUCAUGCAGGUGGAGCUGAUCCUUUGGCCAGCCCAUGCUGAGUCAGGGACUCCUGAGCUACCAGGCACAAACUUUUUAACUUAAAGCCAAGUGAAAAUCCCUGUGCACCCUGCAGGCCACCCCGCAGUCUGAGCCCAUGGUGUGACCUCAACUUAAAAUGUAUUUUUGAGUGUAACUUAUUUGAAAUUCUGAAGCAGACAUCCCAGGACAAGAGAGAGUGUAAAAGAGAACACAGCCAUGUCUUCUGUGAGGUGCUCUCCUUUGUUCCUGUACAUGAGCACCUUGUGUGUUGAGGAUGGGCAAGGAACACCAGAGAAACAGUAAAAGGGAAAGAGUGUUUGGUAUGGCUCUUAAAUUUAAAAACUAGAGGGGAUAUGUAAAUGCCUAAUCAGAAAUAUCUUUGAGAGAUCAAGUAUAUCUAUGUUUGACAUUCCUGAUUCUCUGUGCUAUUUUGUAAUGAUAAAAUUAAGAAAUAUCUUUUUGCUUGUGAUGUUGGGUUUUUUCAUGAAAACCAUGUGGUACUUGGCUAAUUAAAAGAAUGCUCUUGCAGAAAGCAAUCUUCCCAUAUCCUAACAGCCUUUCCCACUAGUAUCCUGCUAGGGAGCAGUAUGGUCUAAGAAAGUGCACACAGAUUUAAAAUGGAGGGCUGGGGUUGGCUGGGUUGGGAAAAUGUGGGCUGUGUGACUGUUUCUGUACCCAAAAAACCACCAACACUUAAUUGUAUACAAAUUGUGGUUGCUGUACUGAAACUGAGAGGGUAUAUAAAACCCCUUGCAACACAGUGCAAUGCCUUUAGUCCACAAUUCUUUUGAAUUGAUUCUUUUGCCUUCAGGACAAAAAAUUCAGGAGUCAAUACAGUGUUUUCUUAGGAAUGGCUUUUCUAGAUUCCCUUACUAAAAGGGAAAAUUCAGGUGCUGAAUCUUACAAUCUCAUUAAACUUGUACUUUUUAUUUGCCCAUUCACCUGGUCUCUUUUCAUUUUCAAGGCCUCCCACAGUCUCAGGGUAUAAAUCACUAUGACUCAUCCAAAUAGUACCGAAAUGGACCAACCAGAGGUUAAUGUGCCUUCCUCUUCUGGUACCUUGAUCUUUAUAAAGUUAUCUCAAACUUGUCACUGUCUUAGGGCUGGGUACAUGCAUUGUCUUUUUCUAAGAUGUAUGUGUUGAAAUUGCAACAGAUUUGUACUGUUACUUGUGACUUGUUCCAUUUGUGUUAGGAUGUGGUGUAGACAAAUCAAUGCGCUGGUUGGUCUUGGAAUCAGUCUUGCCAGUGACAUCUGUCAGUGCUUGCUUUUGUGUUCAUGUGUGCAUAAAUGCUGGAUCUCCCCACUACCUGUAGUGCAUAAAAUGCACAAAAUACACAAGAUGUUUUAAAAUGUGCAGUGAUCAUAACUUGUUGCCUGAAGGUAGGAUGUCCUACAGUGAACUGUUUUUUAUGUUUUUGCCCAAAUAUUUUUAAUAAGACCCAAAGGGGAAAAAAAUAAUCAGGACUUGCUGAUAUUUGAUGGCUUUUUUCCUGAAUCCAGGGUCUGAUGUUUGUUAACAACUCCUCCAAAUCUACCCAUCUAAUAGAGGCUUUCUCAGCUUGUUUUUGUCAUGAGCUGUAUCAGAAACAGCGCUGAAUCCUGAACUAGUAGUAACAGCUCUCUUCAUAUAUUACAGUGCACUUUUUUAACUGUAAGAUAAACCUGUUCCAAUUUAUUGAUCCAGCUUGCAAAUGAAACAGUGGGAAACUGCAGAUAAUAUGUGAAACCAGCCUGUCUGCACAUGGGGCUCAGUGUUCUGUUACCUUGCAAAUUGUUUCUCCUCUCUGAAAAGGUUUAGGUUUUUUGCUGUUUUUUUUCAAUACAAAGACAUUACAUUUGGCUUAGUUUUCUAAAGAUACAUUUGUUUACAAACCUCAAACUUACAUCUGGAAUUUGGGCUGAGUUUCUAACUCUUAUGCAGACAGUAGAAUUGAUACAUUAUGUCUCAUAAGGGCAUGAAAACAGGAACAUAUAUAUCUUCACUUGCUGUGGCCUUCUAUGGAUGUGCUUAUGCAUAUUUAAGUGAAUUACAGUACUGCAUUCUGUUGAUCCAUGAGGCUACCUUUGUAUUUAGAAUCAGCAUGAUUAGUCAUCAAUGUAUUGACAUUAAUACAUGGUCUCAGAGCUCUAAGGCCUUUUCUGUGUCUUUUGUGCUAUCUGUUUUCUCUGUACCGCAGUGCAGACUUAGUGUGGAGUUCUUUUUGCUUCGUGCUAAUUUAAAAGUUCCUUUAAAUUCGGUGAGGUCUAUCAGCAGAUCAGGAAGUGGAGGUGCCCUGUGCCUUCACCCAGUGUAUUUGUCAAACUGGUCUGUAAUGGUUUAGCCAGAGAACUGGCAUCUUCAACUGCUACUCAAAAUCUUGACUAAAGGUUUAAUUCAGGGCAAUACCAGGAAAGUGAGUUGCUGACUCAUGUAAAGGCUUCCUCCAGAGAUUUAUUUUUUCAGGGGGUGGAAUUAUAAAAGAAUAGGGAUAUGAGCAAAACAAUAACAAUAAUCUUCUCUCAGAAGAGUUAUUCUGAUGUACUGUGUCCAGCAAGAAUGACAAUGGCUAUGCUCAGAGGUGAGCUGGCAAUGGAAUGUUUGAAGGGUAGGCCUUGAGGAUUUGUGCCAUCAUGCCUUAGAUCACUGCAAAUUAGUUGCUCCCAGAGCUUUUGAAACUGGUGGUCAUCCCUCCCCAGAUGAGAUGUCAAGAAUGGCACGAGGUAAUACAGUUUCCCCAGUGGUCACUCAGUCUUCCCCUUAACAUUCAAGGUUACCAGUGCAUUUCUCUCCGUUUUCAUGAGUGACUGACUGUAUGGACUAGUGUGACUUCCCAGCUGCCACCAGGCCCCUCCACAUGCUUUGUGCAGGCAUGAAGGAGUGAAAGAGCCUUGUCUGUGUUGUCCUCCACUUGGCUUGCUGUUGACAGUGCAGGGAUGGUAACAGGCCAGCUGUGAUUUACAGCUUCAGCUGGUUGCUCUGGGCUUCUUUCACAUUGUAGAUAUGAUACUGGGGCUGUUACGGAAAGAACUGGGUAACUAACUUCUGGUGGGCUUUGUCUCUCUUGUUUGCUGUCUCCAGUCUCAGUCUCUUGUCCCAGCCUCACUCACAACUUGUCUCACUGCUGCCUGGGACUUGAGCAAGUUCCCUGUUCUCUCAUGGUGUACUAGUUCAGGCACCAAAUCCUGCAAAGCCUGGGGGCGCCUGUUAAAGCCCCACUACACUUAGAAACUUCUACAAUGGCUUAGGCAUUGGUUUGCUGAACUCAGACCUUGCUCACAGUGUCCUUAUUAAUUUUGCUUAGCUCUAGGUAUCUUCCUGGACUGCCAUAACCCUUUCAGUCCAAAAAGGUUUGCUCCAAAGUCACUCCUGUUCCAUGGAGUUGAUUCCCAUACUGCUGGUUAUUGCAAUUCAGUGGCUUUUCCUUGUUUUUAUUCUGGUAUUUAUUCUGACUUUCUCAACUCCUGAACAUAGUACAGGGGCCCAUCCUGAGGCAUCAGAAUCAUUUGUCUUCUCUAAAGGUGCACAGAAACAAGGAUCUCUUAGACAAACAAGGAGGAAAACAACUGCAUAUACACAAGUAGAAAGGUGUCUCUGAGUAGAACAGGUGAAGAAUCAGCUUAUGAAUUUUAAGUAUAAAAACAGUAAUUAAAGGGGUUUUUGGUUGUUUUUUUUAAAUUGUUUGAACAGGAAGUUAGGUGGUGCUUUAGGCCACAGAAAGUUGCAAUGUAAACCGGGAUUUUCUGUCCAUCAAUGCAAAAUGUGCCUCUCAACUAUAAUGCAAAGUCAGUCUCUGUUGCUCUCGUUUGCAAUGGAGGAUUACCUGAAGACUGAUUUAAUGUGUUUCUUGCUCUCUUAUGUAUAAUCACCCACACAACAGUUCUUGUUGGUCUUUCCCAAGCACUAUUCAGCCCUAUCCCUAUUUAAAAACAAAAUGGGGACUGCACUGAGUAGUGGAACAUAAUGAAUUUCCUUGGUUUGAGAGAGACCCUAGAGAAAAGAAUCCAGGUUACGUGUAUUUUAACUAUAACCUUAAACCAAUGCAGCUAUUCUCUCAGACCAGUGCAGCUUCCUACAUUUCCCUCAAUUUACAAGGGAAUUUAAAAAUAAACCAAGCAAUACAUGAGCCAGUUGAUGUCCUUGCAGGUGGAACAUGCUUUUUUGUUUAAAAAAAAUGAAUUGAAGAUUGAGAUUUCUUUUGUGGAAGAACUUUUUGUGGAUGCAAGAGUGUGGAGCUCAGAUUACAGCUCUUCCACCAGCUUGUUAAAUGCAAUUAAGUAUUCCAGACUGUUUUGAAGAAAACUCUGUAAAAGCUGUGAAGGCAUAGACUGGAACUGAUAAUUUUAAAUUUUGGGUCAUGUUUGUGUUGCUUGACUACAUGGACAAUGUAACUGAUUUUUACAAAUUGGUUUCCAUGUGUCAGUCACAAAUAAUUUGCUGUUUGGAGGAAAACUUUCAGUAGAUACAUUUCCAGAUCAAAUUAUGAGCCUAUCUUCCCUCUUGCAUAACCGGGUUACUGUGUUUACAUGCCAGAAAGAUGUUGCUCUUCGAAGAAGCAUGUUAGUGUAUGUGGCAAUGCUCCAUGCACUUUUAAAAUACCUAGACCUGUACAUUCUCAUCUGAGUAUCGUUAACCAUGCUGUAGUCUGACAAAUGAAUCUUUUACUACUGCCCUGUUACAUAGAUAAUUGUAAUUAACUGCAGUUUGUUUUUAUUCCACUACUUGAAGUCGUGUGAUCUGAAAAUUGGUGAACAAAAAGUAUUUGUGCAUCUUACUAUGGGUAUCUCUAAAUAAAAUGUAUUUGUAUAGUG
Messenger RNA from Catharus ustulatus (Swainson's thrush), 11027 nucleotides. It is a transcript of the gene DCAF12, whose product is annotated as DDB1 and CUL4 associated factor 12. Lineage: Eukaryota; Metazoa; Chordata; Aves; Passeriformes; Turdidae. Gene Ontology annotation, molecular function: protein binding. The coding region runs from base 159 to 1526 and encodes 455 amino acids. Gene Ontology annotation, cellular component: Cul4-RING E3 ubiquitin ligase complex. The transcript has 9 exons. The record is from RefSeq and is a predicted model, not a curated record.